AUGUCGAGCACGCAAACUACCACACUCGCCGAGUCCCAGACUCCUGGCUCGCUUUCGGUGCGCACAUCGACGGUGCCGCUGAUCCCAACUGGUGCCUUGGACAAGUACGAAUACGUCGAUCUUACAUCUGUGCUUGGACGCGAGUACCCGAACGUCCAGCUCAGCGAUCUGCUGAACGCCGAGAAUGCCGACGAACUCAUCCGAGAGCUUGCGAUUAUCGUCUCACAGCGAAACGUCGCCUUCUUCAGGAACCAGGAUAUCACUGUCGAGCAGCAGAAGCUGCUGGGAAACAAGCUCGGCAUUUUGUCUGGUCGUCCUAAGGAGUCAGGAUUGCAUAUCCAUCCCACCACUCAGCCUUCGCCAGAACUUGGGCUCGAGAUAUCUGUCAUAACCUCGCUAAAGGACAAGAAGAAGGAAUGGGAAAAUGAGCUCGACAUCUCGCAGUUCGCGAGUCGGGAAUGGCACUCGGACAUCACCUUCGAGCCAGUCCCUUCGGAUUUCGCGAUCUUGAAGAUACAUACUCUUCCCGAGAAUGGCGGGGACACUGUUUGGGCGAGCGGAUAUGAAGCAUAUGACCGGCUGAGCCCGCCGUUUGCAAAGUAUUUGGAGGGACUCAGCGCGCUUCACGACGCGAAGAAAUUCAAGAUCUACGUGGAGGCAACCGGUAACACUUUUCAAGAGGGCCCGCGAGGAAACCCAGAGAACGUCGGGGAUACUCUGCAAGCUAUCCACCCCGUCAUCCGAACGAACCCAGUAACCGGAUGGAAGGCUGUCUUCGUGAACAAGAACUUCACCAAACGUAUUCUGGGGAUCACCAAGGAUGAAUCCGACAUCACGCUUGACUACUUGCACCGACUGAUUACCGAGAACCACGACCUGCAGGUCCGGUUCAAAUGGCGAAAGAACGAUGUGGCCAUCUGGGCAAACUCAGCAAGUUUGCACAACGUGACCCGCGACUAUGACGCACACCGAGAGGGCAACCGCGUAGUGUCGAUUGGAGAAAGGCCGUAUUUUGAUUCGUCGUCGAAGUCCAGACGAGAAGCGCUCGGUCUCAAGAAGAGGAUCGAAUUCUAA
Laetiporus sulphureus 93-53 is the source of this 1074-nucleotide messenger RNA. RefSeq names its product taurine catabolism dioxygenase. The coding region runs from base 1 to 1074 and encodes 357 amino acids. Lineage: Eukaryota; Fungi; Basidiomycota; Agaricomycetes; Polyporales; Laetiporaceae. Gene Ontology annotation, cellular component: cytoplasm. The transcript is spliced from 9 exons. The record is from RefSeq and is a predicted model, not a curated record. Gene Ontology annotation, molecular function: 2-oxoglutarate-dependent dioxygenase activity.